Camelina sativa (false flax) is the source of this 946-nucleotide messenger RNA. RefSeq lists its product as uncharacterized. Lineage: Eukaryota; Viridiplantae; Streptophyta; Magnoliopsida; Brassicales; Brassicaceae. The record is from RefSeq and is a predicted model, not a curated record.
UCUGUUCCGUCACACACAACAAAAGCCCAAAAAAGUGAGACUUUUUGAACUGUCAAGUACAACAAAAUGGAUAAUAAUCAUCGCCAAAUCUCCGCCACGAAAUCCGACGGCGUAGAAGCUUCGGACGGUGUGGGACAGGGGAAGCUAUACUCUCCUGACCACGCGAUCAAAAUCGCUACAAAACGAGACGAAAACGUGGACCAGGGGAACCUAUACUCUCCUGACCACGCGAUCAAAUUAUCAGAGAAGCCUAACCCCAACCAAUCUGUGGAAUCAUCGGAUUCAAAAGAAGGAGAGAAGCAGAGCAAGACGACGAUGGUGUUGGGACUGAAGAGUCUUGCAUCGGUUAAGGAUAGAGUUUUAGAGAAACUAGCCGCUGCUUCGGUUCCGUCGGAGUCGCUCGAAAACACUAAGCAGUUUUUGGAAGGUGUGAUUAAGGAUGUCGCCGGAGCGGCUCAGGGGAUGACGAAAGACGCUUUGCACCGGAUUAAAACCCAUCUCACUGUUAUUCUCCCCUCUGUUUCUCCUGACGUCACCGGACAGAUAGUGGACGAUGCUGAGAAAGAAGCCAUUAAAGGAGAGGAAGACGAUGAGAGAAAGUCAAAAGAAAGCUCCGGAGACGAAGUCGCUGACAAGUUGCCGUACGUGUCUCCGACGUCUUCAUUCUUCGGCUCUCUCACCAAACCUUUCUCGAAGCUCUGAAUGAGUUUUUGCGUCUUACGUGUACAAGUUAGUCUAAGUUGAAUAAGAAAAAAAUCCUGAGAUUUCUGAAUCAUAUGAACUUUACAUGUUUAUUGCUCAUUUUAUAGUGUGAGUUUUGUGUAAUACAGAAUAGAGUUUCACACUUUUGUUGUCUUAUUUUUUUCUUUGUUAUAGCACACAAAUUUAGAUUUGAAUAUAAGAAAUCAAUGUUAAUGGACAUAAAGAGACCAAAGAGAUUCUUGUA